UGUGUUGUUGCACCAGAGCUGCUGUCAUGUGAUAGCUCGUCCGAGGAGCUGCUGUUGACAGUAGCUUCCUACCUUCAGAUGAAGCUAAAGUAAAUCCGAGCAGGGGAAAAGUUUUAUGUGUGCUGGAGAACAUAAACACGGCUCGUUUCUGACGGAGAACAGGGAAGCCGGGGUUGUGUAGCUUCGCCCCUCGGACGCUGACAUGGGUUGCUGUUACAGCAGCGAGAACGAGACCACAGAGCAGGACCCUGAUGAACGUAAACCGCUGAUCCCCCACCCAAACCCUGUCAGCAAACCUCCAAAUGGGACCGACUGGAUCACUACCAGUGCCCCCUCAGCGCGGACAGAUGAACAGGCUCUCCUGUCAUCCAUCCUCACCAAGACAGCACAGAACAUCAUUGAUGUCUCAGCAGCUGACUCUGUCAUGAUGGAGCAGCAUGAAUACAUGGACAAAGCUCGGCAAUACAGUACAAAGCUGGCUGUAUUGAGCAACAGUCUGCCCCAGAAGAAACCCCUCGCUCUCCCCUCCCUCACCAGCCAGCCCCACCAAGUGCUUGCGAGUGACCUGGUGCCAUACUCAGAUGUUCAGCAGGUGUCCAAGAUAGCAGCUUACGCUUACAGUGCAAUCUCUCAAAUCAAAGUGGAUGCUAAAGAAGAGCUGGUGGUCCAGUUUGCCAUCCCCUGAUUCUGCGACCCUGGCCCGCAUAUUGUUCCUCCCAUCCCACUCUCUCUGUGUCACUUCUGCAUCCUCACCCUCCAGCCUACCCUUUAUUAAAGCAUCUUGGUCCUUGUGCUUCUUAGCUAUGCCUCUAACUGCUAUAAAGACAGAGACAAUGUAGGAUUGCACCCUAUGGCUGUCCUUUAAUGUACUUAAUUAUGGGUCAGUGACAAAUUGUCAGCAUGGGCAGAUGGAAGAUGGUCUGCUGUAGAUGGGCCAUGGGGUGUGCUCUCUUAUUUACAGCAACAAAGUCUCUUCUGUACGCAAUGUGUGGAUCACAGACUUUGUCAGAACCAGCUGUGGAGAAACCAUCAUUCAUCUUUUUUGGUAAAUGCUCCAGUUAUUUUAAAAUGGUUUCAGGGUCAUCUCAGUAUCCUUAGUUAGUUAGUUUCCCCUAGCCUGUUUAUUCAGGCAUGCACCCCACACUCCAGACUGUUAUCUAAAGGCAUGGUAAAAUGUUCAGUGUAUUCACCUGGGAGAAACAGGAGAAAUGAGGAAUAUCUGUGGCAUGGAAAGAUUAAAAUUAUCACAGUACCAUAGCUGCAAGUGCAGUGGUUGAGUGUUUUAGCCAUUUACUAGGAUAAAAACUUGCAACAUGGCAUAAAGUUUGCACUUGAUGUCUUUUAUGCUGUUCUUUUGUCCUGGUGGAAAACAUGUAGAAAAUGGAGCCAGAAAAAUGUGUUGUUUUCUCUUAAGGUUAAGAUGUCAUUAUAAUUUAGAGGAUGAGAUUUGGGUAUCAAGCAUCUCACAGUAAUCUGAUGUCACACUGCAGCAAGAAACGUGUCCCAUUAUGACCUAAACAUGAAUUGGUAAACCAACCUGACUGAGUAAAUUUCAUCAACAUUUCAUUGUAAAUUGUUUAAAAAAAUCGACAGUGAAACAGGCUUGGUUGUUUUUUUGUUAUUCUGGUUGAGGCUAAAUCAUGAGUGACCCAUCCACGGCUGGUGUCCUCUGGUGGGUGAGGAUGCAACACAAGCAAGGGGGUGCUGGGUGGGCCUACUAAUGUCACAGGAGAGGGGGAAGAUGGAGCUUUCUUGGGGCAAAAGCUCUCAAGUUUACAGACAGUGAUGUGUCCUCUGCAGUUUUCUAGCACUAAAACAAUGAGCUGGCAGACUCUUUGAAUCCAAUCCCAGAAUUUCGCAUAUUAAAUAGCAGUGGAGGUAUACAGAGAUGAAGGGGGUGGGCGUGUGGAGGGUGCAGGGACAGAUGUGUAUUCAUGCCGCCUUUGUACAGAAUUUUCUGAUUGAUGAUAAAAACAGAUGAUGGAUUGUAUGAAGUUCCUCUUUUUGUAGAGAGUUCAUUGGUCAGGAUUGGCUGAAGAUCUUGUGGUGAUUAACAAAUGUUUUUAUGGAAAAAAAAAACACAAGAACACUUUUAAGGCCUGAGUUUGUUAGCUUUUAAACAAAGCUUUUCGCUGCAGAUUGUAAUAUGAUUGAGUUAUUGAUAUUAAUCAGAAACUAACCAUUGUAGCAGUGUGGGACAGCGCUAACAAUCUAUGUACCACAGCAGAUAAAAAUGAUCUGAGA
Molecule: messenger RNA, 2244 nt
Organism: Epinephelus fuscoguttatus (brown-marbled grouper)
Lineage: Eukaryota; Metazoa; Chordata; Actinopteri; Perciformes; Serranidae
Gene: lamtor1
Product: late endosomal/lysosomal adaptor, MAPK and MTOR activator 1
Exons: 5
Coding region: 203-685 (160 amino acids)
Biological process (GO): cellular response to amino acid stimulus; positive regulation of TOR signaling; regulation of receptor recycling
Cellular component (GO): lysosome; late endosome membrane; Ragulator complex
Molecular function (GO): guanyl-nucleotide exchange factor activity; molecular adaptor activity
Source: RefSeq, a predicted model, not a curated record